Trichoderma harzianum CBS 226.95 is the source of this 3447-nucleotide messenger RNA. RefSeq lists its product as hypothetical. Gene Ontology annotation, molecular function: DNA binding; 3'-5' exonuclease activity; DNA-directed DNA polymerase activity. Gene Ontology annotation, cellular component: gamma DNA polymerase complex; mitochondrion. The record is from RefSeq and is a predicted model, not a curated record. The transcript has 2 exons. Gene Ontology annotation, biological process: mitochondrial DNA replication. NCBI's taxonomy places the organism in Eukaryota, Fungi, Ascomycota, Sordariomycetes, Hypocreales, Hypocreaceae. Bases 1 to 3447 code for a protein of 1148 amino acids.
AUGAGAGCACUCUACUCUGCCGCUGGCAAGCUCCGGCGAGCUCCAGUAGCGAGCUUCGUUCGGCUUGCUCGCCACCGAGGACGUCGCAUUGCGUGGGAAGCGCAGUCGCGAUGGCUCGCUGAUGUUGUACAAAGGGAUGAAGCCAAGGAUGCCAAGUCUCUAGCUUUGUCUUCCUCUUCGCGAUACAAUGAAGUUGGUGUGCAGCAACUCAGCGACCACAUCUUCCCUCAGAUAUUUCCUGGGGGUUCCAGACCACCGCCUGAGGAGCUAGUAAGGCUGUCAAGAGAUCAUUUGAAACGACACGACCUUUAUGGAAAGAACACGGAUACCUCUGAACCUGUCGCUUUCGACUUGCCUGAACUCAAGGGCAAGACCCUCGACGAACAUUUUCACAAGCUUGGAAUCGAUUGCGCCGAACCAUACUUGCGGUUUGCCAAAGAAUUCGCGUGUGCGAAUGUUCCUCUCAAGCCGAAACAAUGGGUGCACCAAAGCGGGUGGACCAAAUAUCACUCUGAUGGGACACCACCGGAGUCGGUAGAAUCCCCCGAUGAAGAGAUGCUGUGCUUUGACACAGAAGUCAUGUAUAAAAAUCACCACUUUGCAGUAAUGGCUUGCGCAGUCAGCCCCACGGCCUGGUACUCUUGGCUAUCUCCUUGGCUACUCGGCGAGACAGACAACGAGCGACAGCUAAUACCGAUAGGCGACCCAGCUAAGGACCGUAUCAUCGUGGGACACAAUGUUGGUUAUGACAGAGCAAGAAUAUUGGAAGAGUACAAUCUCAAGCAAACUAGAACUGGAUUCCUAGAUACCAUGUCACUGCACGUUGCUGUUAACGGUAUGUGCUCACGACAACGCCCGACCUGGCAGAGGUUCAAGAAAAAUCGAGAGAUGCGAGAAAGAGUGGCUAGCCAAGAUCCCGAUCACGGCAUGGUCGAGCUUUUGAGCAAUCCUAGCAUACACGAAGAAGAGGAGCUGUGGGUCGAAAGAAGCUCAGUCAACUCACUGCGGGAUGUCGCCAAAUUCCAUCUCAACGUCACCAUCGACAAAAGCAAACGGGAUGACUUUGCUGAGACUGACCGCGAGGUCAUACUGAAACAGUUGGACCAACUUUUGGAAUACUGCGCUGCAGAUGUGUCUACCACUCACAGAGUAUAUCAAAUCGUUCUUCCCAGCUUCUUGAACGUUUGCCCACAUCCGGUUAGUUUCGCUGCCCUGAGGCACUUGUCAUCCGUUAUUCUGCCGGUUAACGAGACUUGGGAGCAAUACAUCGCUAAUGCCGAUGCGCUAUACAAUAACCUCCUUGAAUCGGUCCAGAAGAGAUUGGAGGAUUUGGCAAAGAAAGCCAAGGAACUGAAGGACAGCCCCGAGAUUUGGGGAAACGAUCCCUGGAUGAUGCAACUGGACUGGUCGGUACAGGAGGCUAGAAUGGUCAAAGGCAAACGCAAGGGUGAUCCACCAGUACGCGAUGCAAGACAAAAGAUGGCGGGGGAGCCGAAAUGGUAUAGGGAUCUCUAUCCCAGUAAAAACGCCCCUAUAAACCUGACGGUGCGAAGUCGCAUCGCCCCUUUGCUAUUGAAGCUGGCUUGGGAUGGGCAUCCGUUAUUCUGGUCUAACAAAUAUGGCUGGGUGUUUCGAGUCAGCCCAACCGAUGUACCCGGUUACAUCGCAAAGAAGAUGCCAGAGUGUGUCUUUGAUGACUCUGACCCUGCCUUGCGCGCCGAUUGGGGGCACUCAUACUUUAAGCUCCCUCAUAAAGAUGGUCCCACCGCUCGCUGCUCGAAUCCUAUGGCAAAAGGAUAUCUCAACUAUUUUGAAAACGGAACCUUAUCAUCAGAGUACGAGUAUGCUAAAGAGGCACUGGAAAUGAACGCCUCUUGUUCCUACUGGAUAAGCGCGCGCGAUAGGAUAAGGUCCCAAAUGGUUGUCUACGAAAACGACAUACUCGCCACUGAAGAGGGUAAAGCCAUGGAGGCUGGAGAAAAGCGCCAGGGCUUUAUUUUACCCCAAGUUAUUCCCAUGGGUACAAUCACUCGGCGAGCAGUUGAGAAAACCUGGCUCACGGCAAGCAAUGCCAAGAAGAACCGUGUUGGGUCUGAGUUAAAGUCGAUGGUUAAAGCUCCCGAUGGCUACUGCUUUGUGGGUGCCGAUGUAGACUCGGAGGAACUGUGGAUUGCUAGCUUGAUGGGCGAUGCGACAUUCAAAAUCCACGGCGGAAAUGCAAUCGGUUUCAUGACGCUUGAGGGGACAAAAGCUGCAGGCACUGACCUGCAUUCGCGGACAGCGGCGAUCUUGGGUAUCACUAGAAAUGACGCGAAGGUCUUCAACUACGGGCGUAUUUACGGAGCUGGGCUGAACUUUGCUGCUACUCUCCUACGACAAUUUAAUCCUGCGCUCAGUGAAAGCGAGACAAUGACGAUUGCUCAGAGACUGUAUGCCAACACGAAAGGCACCAAGACGAUCCGCAGGGUCAUAAACCAGCACAAAUUCUGGAGAGGUGGAACGGAGUCGUUUGUAUUCAAUAAACUGGAAGAGUUUGCGGAACAGGAUUGGGCCCGAACACCGGUGUUGGGAGCCGGUAUCACACAAGCACUUAUGAGCCGCUUUGUGAGCAAGGGUGGCUACCUGCCUUCCCGCAUCAACUGGGCCAUUCAAUCCUCGGGCGUUGAUUAUCUCCACCUGUUAAUUGUGUCCAUGGAUUACUUGAUUCGCCGGUUCAACCUCGAUGCCCGAUUGGCCAUCACAGUCCAUGAUGAAAUUCGGUAUCUGGUAAAGAACGAGGAUAAAUACCGGGCUGCACUUGCACUCCAGGUAGCGAAUAUCUGGACGCGCGCCAUGUUCGCGCAACAAGUGGGAAUAAACGACCUUCCCCAGUCCUGCGCUUUCUUCUCUGCAGUUGACAUUGAUCACGUUUUGCGCAAAGAAGUCAACAUGGACUGCGUCACUCCAAGCCACAAAACUCCGAUUCCUCAUGGUGAAAGCUUGGAUAUCCAGACUCUCCUGGACAAGGGCGCUGAGGCGAUGCUCGACCCGUCCGUCGUUCCGGAUCCCAAGUUUGCUCCAAAGUUGGAUGGUAUAGCGUAUACGCCGCGUACUCCGAUAAUGCAAACGCUUCAAGAAUCGGGGCAGAAUAACAUUUCGUUUAUCAAAGCUCAGAUUGUAAACGAUGAUCAGGAGUUGCAGGAUAUUGUCAAUAAUUUGCGCAAGGCUACAACGCCGAAGUCUACGACGCCGAAGUCUACAACAUCAAGAUCUACAACACCAAAGUAUAAAGCGCAAAUGCCUCGAGCACCGCGGCCUGAGGAUGUGCCUCGUCAUAACGCAACCGAUGCAGAAAUUGCAGAAAUGUGGUGCACAUGGGUGAAUGAGCCCGUCACGGGCUCGUACAGAAGAAGCUACAAUCAUCAGAACGGGGGUCACGGUAUUAAGAGUGGCAUGCCUUUGCAUUAA